AUGCACGGGCAAAGCAAUCAGGUUCAGGAAAAGGGCGUUUUCCAAUCUCUGGUGGUUCGAAGUGCGCUUGUGUUUGGCCUAAUAUCAGCAUUGCUAGCUGUUCCGCUAUGGAAACCGUUAAUUACUGAACGACUUGGGUUGUUUGGGUCGCCCGGACUCGACAAGUAUUCCCCAAACAACGAUAUGGGGAUAUGCCAACAAGGACCAAAACUUUCGCCAAAGAACGAAAACGUGGAACACUUUAUUCGAGAAAAGGUUGAAUCGCCGGAAUAUCAUAAAGAUAUCAUCCGCAAGCUUACAGGGAUCAUUCAGAUCCCCUCUGAAAGCUAUGACGACCUGGGCUUGAUUGGCGAAGACAAACGCUGGGAUGUAUUCUACAAAAUCGAGAGUUAUAUCAAAGCCAACUAUCCCAACGUAUUUAAGCAUGUUCAGCUAGAUCAUGCCAAUACUCACGGGUUGAUCUUGACUUGGGAAGGCAGCGUUCCAGCGUCGGAAGCUAAGCCGAUUCUUAUGCUUGCUCAUCAGGAUGUGGUGCCUGUGCUUGCGGAAACAGUGAAGGAUUGGACACAUCCACCUUACGAAGGAUAUUACGAUGGCGAAAUUAUAUGGGGUCGAGGGUCCACCGAUGACAAGGGGUAUCUGAUUUCCAUUAUCGAAAGCGUGGACUUGUUGAUCAAGAGCGGAUUCAAGCCGAAACGAACUGUGAUCCUGGCGUUUGGAUGCGAUGAGGAAAUCAGUGGUGAAAAUUGCGGACGACCCAUUUCGCACUUGUUGCACGAGCGAUAUGGCGACGAUGGCAUCUAUAUGAUUAUGGACGAAGGGUCAACUGGCGUGCAGAAGGAAUUUGAUCGAUCGUUCGCCAUGGUAAGCAUGGCAGAAAAGGGGUACUUGGAUGUGGCCAUAAAUGUCACAUCCACUGGAGGACAUUCUUCAAACCCACCGGACCACAAUGUCAUUGGUAUCAUGUCAGAGAUCGUCACGGCAAUCGAGAAUAACCCCUUCUCAGGCAAAGUUACUACCGAGAACCCAGUGUUUGGCUUUUUGGAAUGCGCAGCUAUACAUGCUCCCGAAGCCAGCUUCCCAAUGGAGAUUCGAAAUAAACUUAGCAAAGUGGCACAAGGCGACUCCAGAGCUCAAAAUCAGUUAGCCCAGGUGUUGGACAAUAUGCGAUAUUAUUUCAGGACAAGUCAGUCGGUUGGGACAAUUAACGGCGGUGUCAAAAUCAAUGCGAUCCCUGAGCUCGUGUCAACAAUGGUCAAUCUACGUCUUGCUGUUGAGACUUCAAUUGCCGAAAUUGAAAAACAUUACGAAAGCCUGAUCAGACCAAUUGCACGCAAACAUGGAAUGGUCUUCGAAGGCUUUCAUUCGACCCGAGAGUCUCCAGAUCCCCGGAAAAUUAGCUUGAGAGGCAUUGAUGCGUUGGAACCAGCACCCGUUUCUCCCGUGGAGUCUGAAGCUUUCCGUAUCCUCUCAGGUACUAUCAGAAACACUCUUAAGCCGCUGGAUAAAGACGAAGGCUACGAUGACCUUGUCGUUACCCCUUAUUUGAUGGCAGCGAACACAGAUACCAAGUUUUUUUGGUCCUUGACGAAGAACAUUUAUAGAUUCACACCCAUUAACUUGGUUCACAACCUCAACCGAGCGCAUACCACCGAUGAGUUUAUCCGUGCGGCUGAAUUUGUGCGAGAGCCGCUGUUUUUCGCUACUCUGAUCUUGAAUGCGGAUGAUGUGGUGGAACACUGA
Blastomyces dermatitidis ER-3 is the source of this 1743-nucleotide messenger RNA. RefSeq names its product carboxypeptidase yscS. The coding region runs from base 1 to 1743 and encodes 580 amino acids. Gene Ontology annotation, molecular function: metallocarboxypeptidase activity. Gene Ontology annotation, cellular component: fungal-type vacuole lumen. The record is from RefSeq and is a predicted model, not a curated record. The transcript has a single exon. NCBI's taxonomy places the organism in Eukaryota, Fungi, Ascomycota, Eurotiomycetes, Onygenales, Ajellomycetaceae.